Messenger RNA from Prunus avium (sweet cherry), 1247 nucleotides. The record is from RefSeq and is a predicted model, not a curated record. NCBI's taxonomy places the organism in Eukaryota, Viridiplantae, Streptophyta, Magnoliopsida, Rosales, Rosaceae.
AAUUAUGUUGUAGAUUGAAGAGGAAUAAGAAGAAGAAGAGCAUCGACCAUGGCGAUGCAUGCGCUCAUGACUCGUGGAGCAGUUUGUGCGGCUCCAAGCUCAUCUUCUUCCGCCAAUCCUUUCGAUGCUCUAGGCAACGCUCUUAUCGGUUUUUCUUCCAAGACUUAGCUUUUGUUUGACUCAUGAGCAGGACGCCCACAGCUUCUGAGCCGUAAUUUUAUCCAGACACUCAUGGCCACAUGCUGCACCAGAUAUGAGAGAAGGCUCACAAGCAUGAGCUUAAGAAGAACGAAGAGACCAUUUCAAGGUCAGCCGAAAUUCGAAAUCGUAUGCUGGCUGAUCCUUCCUUUCUUUUUAAAGUUGGGACAGAGAUAGUCAUAGAUUCUUGUUAUGCAACAUUUGUAGAAGUUCAGAAAAGGGGAAAGGAUUUAUGGGCUGAGUUUGAGUUGUACGCUGCUGAUCUAUUGGGGCGAUCUGUCAUAUCAGUGGAUGAUACAUUGAAAAUCAUAGCCUACAGGGAACAACAUAAGAAAUUAUCAGCUCUUGAGAUGGAGUUGGCUGCAGCUAGACAGGAGGGUUUUACUUCAAUGCGCUUCAUAGAGAUUAAUGGAACUGAUUAUAAGAGAAGGCCACUAGUGGUGAUUGGAAUUUUUACAACCUUUGGUCGCAAAAACAAUAGAGACGCAAUUCGUAAGGCGUGGAUGGGAACAGGUGCUGCCUUACAAAAAAUGGAGAAUGAAAAGGGAAUAAUCACACGAGGAUUGUUUGGCACCCAAUGCUCAAAUUGGAAAGCCAUCAGUAUCACGAGGAUUAUUUGGAAGUUAACAACUACAUCAUUUCAUUUGCAUAAUAGAGGUAUCUUGUUAUUACUAGUAUUCUUCGUUGCUGGGGCUGGCAGGACAAUGUUGAUCAGUGAUGCUGGGAAAGUUUAUGACAUAGUAUUAACAGUGUACUUCUAUGAAACGGUAUUAACAGUGUACUUCUAUGGAACAGUAUUAACAGUAUACUUCUAUGGAACGGUAUUAAUAGUAUAAACAAUGUACUUAUAUGAAACGGUAUUAACAGUGUACUUCUAUGGAACGGUAUUAACAAUGUUACUUCUAUGGAAUGGUAUUAACACUGUACUUUUAUGACAUGGUAUUAACAAUGUACUUCGGGCUUGCUGGGCUUGUUUUGGGUUUUUUUUGAGUUUUUUUGUAUUGGGCUUGUUUUAAGUUAAUCAAUGGCAGAGAUGUAAUUUAUAGUAA